Trypanosoma grayi is the source of this 1848-nucleotide messenger RNA. Its product is annotated as generative cell specific-1. Bases 1 to 1848 code for a protein of 615 amino acids. Lineage: Eukaryota; Euglenozoa; Kinetoplastea; Trypanosomatida; Trypanosomatidae. The transcript has a single exon. The record is from RefSeq and is a predicted model, not a curated record.
AUGCAUUCUCUCUCUGCAUUGAUCAUUGCAGUGCUUGCUGCCCAAACUGUUAUAACCCUUCCCUUUGGUGUGAGGGCUACACUUGUGGCGUCGUCUUCUAUUGAGUACUGCGAGCGUGGCAGCAGUGUUGAUCCUAUACCGUGCGAAAAAAAGAUGGUUGUGACGCUGACGGUGGACAGUGGACAGGCAGCUGGUGUGGAAGAAGUCGUAUUUGUGCGUGAUGCCAUGGAUAAGACCAAAGGUGCUGGUGACAACCGUGUUCAGUUUUUGCCGAUUCGUAUGACAACAAGAAAGUCUCAGGUGCAGUACCGUUACCCGGUUUUCUACGAGCGAAAUUUUAACGCCAAGCCAUACGAAGAGCAGAUCAUGACGGAUGUGUUUCAGGGAUGCUCCGACGCGUUUGAUUUGAUGGCGACAUGUGGCUUGGUCAUGGAUAGCAACGGGAAUACAAUUCCGUACAGUCAGGGGUUCUGCUGCACCUGCGGCAUCUGCCAGAUGGCGGGUCUCUGCCCCCCGGACAGCCGCGGAGUCCAGACGUGCAACUUAUUCGGCAAAUCGGGCGCAGCAUCAUGCCUCCGUUUCGGGGAUCUGUGGUACGCUGGCUACACUGUUGGCUCGGGAGCGUCAUGGUACCGUGUGUAUGUGACAGUGUCAUCUGGCGAGGAGAAUGAUACUGAACAGAACAAGACGACGCUUGAAUUGGGGCCAGAUGUGCUGGCGGACUCUUCGCCGGAGUUUGGCGCAUGGGGUCGUCUUGUCGGUGAUUUUGUGCCCCCAACCACACCACUGGAUCUGUCUGGAAAAAUGCUUUUUGUACCCACCUUCCCAAGAUGGCAUCAGCGUGUGUUGGCAGGUGCGAAGGAGUGGAUGCUGCUGGACAAGGAUCUCGUGACGGUUCAGGGCCGAGACUGCAACAAGGUGGGGGUGUCGUACGAGGCUUUUUCAAGUCAGGGUAGCAAGUGCUCCUUGCAGAAAGGGUCCUGCCUGGCCGACCAACUGGAGGACUACCGCGAACGGGACUUGGCGCAGGAGACUGCAGGAGGCAGGGGGAGGUACAUGGCACGCUUCCUUGGCGACUUUGAUUUCAGCGGUGGCAACACUUCAACAAAACCAUACGUUUCAUACUGGAUGCGGGGGUCGCUGGCAACGAUGAUAACCCUCACUAUUUCCGCGGAUCGGCUGCAGUACCUGCUGUCAGUCUCGUCGGGUAAGAUUAUCUCUACACGAGUUCUGAAGGACAAAAUUGAUGCCAGCACAAGGGAUGGUGUGGUUGAAGUAACUGUGCGGAACACUGGCACGGAGACGGCACAGUACACACUCAGCCUGGUCGACUGUACGGAGGGUAUUCACCCAAUGAUCGCGCAGACGGUGAGCAUGCGACCGAGUGAAGACGCGACACGCCGCUUUGACUUGCUCGUUCAGGACACCACGGCUGAAGGGACGAUGCAGUGCAGUGUUACCCUGCGAAACGCGAAAGGCGAUGUCGUGGAUACGAAAAUUGUGGAGUUCUUGGUGACCGCGACAGGGUGGACGAACGGCACGCAAGGCGGCAGUGCGCCCGACGGCGCCGGCAUCGCUGUUGAGAGCUCAGGGCAGUCGGCAUGCUCGCGGUGCGCGUGGUACAACCUGCUCUGCUUUCUAAGGAACAGCUGCUGGUGGCAGCCACUCGUAUUUGUGAUGAUUGCGGUAGCUGUGCUCUUAAUCGCUUACGUGGUGCGAAGCAUGCGUCUCUGCCGCGGUGGCACCUCCAAACUGCACGUUGAGGCCAGUGAGCCUGUGAUGAUGCCGCAAGUGAUUGUCCAUCAUGGGGUGUCGCCACAGAGCAGUAUAAUGCAUGCACCGCACUAA